Molecule: messenger RNA, 757 nt
Organism: Drosophila sechellia
Lineage: Eukaryota; Metazoa; Arthropoda; Insecta; Diptera; Drosophilidae
Exons: 3
Coding region: 262-729 (155 amino acids)
Source: RefSeq, a predicted model, not a curated record
AUACAUAAAGUGGAAGAGGUUGAUAGAGAUGUUUACAUCUCUCUUGAAAGCUUCAUUAGAAAAGUAUGCAACAAAAAAAUUCUGUUGAAAAUUCGCACAAUAGUCACACCUCUAAUGCUGGAUAAUAUUUUAUACCAUAAAUGCUGAGCUUCAGUGGUGAAGGUCAAGUUGGAAUAAAACUAAAAAACAAAAGAUUUGCAAUCCAAAAUAAAAACCAAGAGCUCCGUCAUUAUAUUUCAGUUUUACCGCCUUUGAAAAAACAUGCAUUUAAGAAAAUUUUUGUAUUGUUGGCCCCUGAAAUAUGGCGUUAUUACAGUGGGCUUAGCUUUUGGACUCACGGACUUCAUCGUGGGCAGCGUUGGAUGGGACAUGGUUAUUAGAAACAAAUAUCCAGACUAUGUGGUCGAGUUCUUCAGAACCAUGGACACCCGAAUCUGUGUGUCCGGAUUUGCCACCGUUUUCUGGUUAAUGAUGACCGACCACUUCCUUUUGAUCUAUGCCGUCUUUUACCACAAACUUCUGAUAAUCGGAACUUGGCUGUUGAUAAACUACAUGGUAUUUUUGUUCACCCUUGUCACCGUGUUGUUGGAUAGCUUGCUUAUCCUUAGAAUAAUUGCCCUGGGAUACUGUUUGAUCGUGGUGAAGUCCUAUUAUAGUGAGUUGGCUGAGGCUCAGAAGGAAUCAUCCGAUUCCAGCGUGGAAUCAACUAGCGAUCAAACUAGCGAUUAAAAUGCCUCAAAUGUAAACAUUUUUUAAG